AUGGCGCCACCGGCGGCCCUGUUAUUCCUUCUAGGAGCCACGGUUUUGGCUGGCAGGACAUCUGCUAAAUGCAACAGACCCGGGUGCAACACGGACGCCUGCGCUCGUGCCGUUCGCUCGACACGACAGCGGUCCCCAGCGCCACCCGUUCUGCCGACUGCAGCUCCUUCCUCGCCGUCACCGUCACUCCCUCCGCCUCGUGGGUGCACCUCGUACCCGUCCUCUGGUAACCAUGCUAGAGAGUUGCGUGCUGACCAUGAGCUUUGCCUUGGCGAGGGCAACAGAACCGUGUGGGUGACAGCGACGGAUGCUACCACAGUGACCGAGACGGUUGUGCUUGAGAAGAAGAAACGCAACAACGACGACGACGAUAGUGACGAAUAUGAGAGCCCGCCCCUGCCGACCUCGUCUGUUGUGUUCCCCGACGAUGGCAUCUGGGCGGCAACCUACACGUUCGAGGAGUACGCGCUCCCUACCUUCACCGACGCACCCGAUCCCUCCAUCGUGGUCAAUUAUCCCAUCCCAAGCACGACCUGUAUGCUUCAUGCUACGCCGACUGGCGACUCAUUUUACCUCCUUGCCCCCAGCGCCGGAUACAUGUUCAAGAAGGCGAGCGGCCUGGCCCCCGUGGAUCCCCCCCAAGACGAAGCUGCCGCUGAGGCUCUGCUGGCCAACUGGAACCCGGCCACCUUUGAGUUCCGGGUCGCUGAGGGCACGUCGGCGGGCUUCUUCGACCUUGUCCUUCAGGACGGCAGCAACCCGGAUCUUUACGUUGCCCUGGACGUUGCCACGGGCGAUGUCUCGCUUGUGCCCUCGUCCAUCAAGGGCAAGUUGCAAGACGGGAAAUGCACAACGGUGUUUGGGGUCUCCUGCAAGGGCUCCCUUGUCGUCGAAUACGGGAGCACCAGCUACGUCUGGACAGCGGCGAACAGCAGCACGAUUGCCGCCCCCGGGAUCCCUCCGGCCAACAUGACCUCACCGCUCAACACCAUGGUUAUCCUCCCUACGCGGCUCCAGACACCGCUCGACCAUCAAUCCGCGUCUCGGAGAGCCAAGGUCCGGCGAGCGCUGGCGCGGAGAGACCAUGCGCAGGACGGAAGCGCGCCCCGCUGCCCUAACUUCCCGUACGGCAGCGUCACGGCCGUCUCGAACGGCCACUCUCCCUCGCCGCCCAACGGAUGCGGGCCAGACGGGGCGUGGUACACGGCGCUCAUUCCCAACCUGGACUUUGGCGGCUGCUGCAACAACCACGACACGUGCUACGACCGGUGCUCCGAGUGGUUCGGGGGCUGCAACGGCGUGUUCCACUCGUGCAUGCGCGACCAGUGCGCCAACAAGUACAACCACUGGUACAACUCGUGGCUGCGGCCGGGCUGCUACGCCGCGGCCGGCAUCUACUACUUCGCCGUGUCGGGCGAGUCGGCCCAGCAGCACUUCCCGGACGGCAGCCGGGAGGACUGCGCGUGUGUGUGCGCCGACCCGAACAAGGCCAUGUGCGCCACCGCCACCACCUGCCAGCAGGUCCGCGGCGCCGGCGCCAACGACAGCAACAACUGCGGCGGCUGCGGCCGCAGCUGCGGGCCCAAGGGCAUGUGCCGCGACGGCGUGUGCGUGUGCCGGCCCGAGCCGCCGACGCCGAACCAGUGCGGCACCACGUGCCUGAGCUUCCUCAGCCACCCGCGCAACUGCGGCCGCUGCGGCAACGUCUGCGCCAGCGGCUACUGCUACCAGGGCGCCUGCUUCACCCCGCCCGCCGUCCCGGACCGGUGCUACCCGGUCGAGGCCGUGCAGAACGGCGACUUCGGCGCCGGCACCACCGCCCCCUGGUCCGUCCCGCCCGAUUCCGUCGCCGGCGACCUGAGCGGCACCGCCCUCGGCAACCUCCCCAGCUCACAGGGCGGCCCCCCGACGGCGCUCAUAAUUACGUCUAACCCGUUCGUCGGCGCCGGCGCCGGCAUGGCCAUCUCCCAGACCGUCCGCCUCUGCCCGGGAGUGCAGUACCAGCUUGAUUUCCAGCUGUGGUCGACCCUGCCACUGCCCGUUUCGAUCUCCCUCGGCGGCCGCGUGGUGGCGUCCGACGCGCAGAUCCAGAGUUCUGGGGUGUGGCUGGCCCAAGGGCCGUUUGAUCUGCCUGUUCUGAACGAGGGUGAUGCGGGGACGGCUGCGGGUGCGAAGUUCUUCCUUGAGACGGAGCUGGUGAUUUCGUUGACGGGAGACUUUGUCAUCGCCGGUAUUCCCGACUUGCGAUCGGGAGCCCACCCCCUGGUCACAUGCUCGCUGACCCUGAACCGUCCUCGACCACAGCUGGGGCCGUCCAGAGAGGGUGCAGCGGCUCCCUGGACCGAUCUUCCCCGCUAA
Messenger RNA from Chaetomium strumarium, 2358 nucleotides. RefSeq lists its product as uncharacterized. Gene Ontology annotation, cellular component: extracellular region. Bases 1 to 2358 code for a protein of 785 amino acids. Gene Ontology annotation, molecular function: A2-type glycerophospholipase activity; calcium ion binding. The record is from RefSeq and is a predicted model, not a curated record. Gene Ontology annotation, biological process: arachidonate secretion; phospholipid metabolic process; lipid catabolic process. The transcript is spliced from 4 exons. NCBI's taxonomy places the organism in Eukaryota, Fungi, Ascomycota, Sordariomycetes, Sordariales, Chaetomiaceae.